CUUAUCUGACUGAACGUGAUAUAAUCUCAACAUUAAUUUAUAUCUCAAGUAUGAAUAUCAACAAGGAUGUUAUUCAUGAUUUGUACAACACUUUGCUGAAACUACGGUAUCCUGAAGUUGCUCAAACAUCCAUCGAUGAAUUUGAAAGUAAUAUUCUCACUGGUACUAAGAGACUAGAUUUUCUAUCUUGGGUACUUCAGGAAGGUUCAAGUAAAAAUACGGAACUUCUCAGUAAAUUUAAAGACAAUUCUUUAAGCAAUAAACUUGUGAAAUGCUUCACUCAUAUUGGACUGUGCACUGAUGAAAAUAUUAUAUUAGGGAAAUGUGACAUCAACAAACAAAUACAUUUUCUGUCUCUUUUGACUCUAUUUAUUAACAACGUUCAUUUGCCGGAUUCUCCAUCUCCAACAAAUCAUUUAAAUGCUAAUAGUAUUUCAGAAGUGAUUGUCAAUGAAGGGACAACGUUAUCCAAUCUACCAAUCAAUGUCACUUGUAGAAACAACAUCGAUGCGAGCUGGAAUGAAGACAGAUUUUCGGAGUUAACGAAAAAUACAAACGUCAAGUUAUGUUCUGACUUAAGUUUUAUAGAUGUGCUGUGUUUGAACAUUAAGAAAAAAGUCAAUGACCUUGAUUGUGACAAAGAUUUAAAAAAUUGGAUUCCUGUACUACAAGAAUUUAAUUCUGCUUUCAAAGACAUUAUGACGACUCCAAUUCCAGAUUCUAAUUGUAAUGCAUUUUCGCACUACAAGGAAUUCAGUACCGAUAUUCAGAAGGCAUAUUCUUUGUUUUCAACUUUUAAAAAGACGUUAGUUAUUGAGUCUCAAAUAAAAAAUGGACUUCUCAUAGACAAAUCAGUUAAAAGUAACAAGUGCAUAAGUGAAGUAUUACAAAACAGCCUUGUUUUGAUUGAACAAGCUUAUAACGCGUUGAAUGAUAAAAUUUGUUAA
Molecule: messenger RNA, 947 nt
Organism: Copidosoma floridanum
Lineage: Eukaryota; Metazoa; Arthropoda; Insecta; Hymenoptera; Encyrtidae
Source: RefSeq, a predicted model, not a curated record